This is a messenger RNA of Aphanomyces astaci, 477 nucleotides long. RefSeq lists its product as hypothetical. NCBI's taxonomy places the organism in Eukaryota, Oomycota, Saprolegniomycetes, Saprolegniales, Verrucalvaceae. The transcript has 2 exons. The record is from RefSeq and is a predicted model, not a curated record. The coding region runs from base 1 to 477 and encodes 158 amino acids.
AUGGUGAAGAAGCCGUGCGCGCUAAAGGCCAGGUUCGAAUACCUGUUGGCAAAGCACGAGAAGGGGGAGAGUGCGUCGUUGCGCAAGUCGGGGACAACCGAGGAGUACUCUGAACGUGACCAGCUACUGACAGGCAUUAAGUUGCGCGUGGACGAAGCCGUGCGCAAGGAUGCUGCGAGGCGGAAACUGGAAAUCGUUAAGAAUUCGGGAUUGAUCAUGCGCCAAUUGGUCAUGGCAGAGCUUGAAACGUCUGCCAAAGAGACCGAGGACGCUGAGAUCACUCCGAUCAAGCGGCGCAAGAAGUCGAAGAAACCAGCUCCUACCCUCGAUAUUGCGAGCCUUAUGGGCAUUAUUCGUGAAGGCAUUGAGGACGACAAGGAGCGGUGUGAGGCGCAACGUUUACAAUAUGAUCGUGAACAAGAUAAUCGCCAUGCUGAGCAGCUUGCCGCGCAUCAACGUGCCUUGACCAACAAUUAG